AUGUCCGUUCAACUCAAUGACAAAAUCUCCUACGGUACCAUGUCGCUUACAUGGAGACCAGAACCUAUGAGUCCCGAUGAUGCUGCAGAAAUGAUCCACUAUGUGGUUUCCAAGCAUGGAGUUAAGUUUCUCAAUGGAGGAGAGUUCUAUGGUCCAGACAAUGCCAACUUGAAGGCAUUCCAAAGAUACUUUGAGAAGUACAACUCUCCAAAGAACAAAGAAUUGGUUGUCUCGAUCAAAGGUGCCCUUGAUCCUAAGACACUCAGUCCUGAUGGAAGCAAGGAAUCAAUUGACAAAUCUGUGAAGAAUGUUCUUGCUCACUUCCCUUUGGAAAACAGACCUAAGAUUUUGUUCGAAACCGCCAGGGUUGACAAAAACAUUCCUAUCGAGACCACUUUGUCCUACAUCAAUGAGUACAUCCAACAGGGCUUAUUAUCGGGUGUUUCGCUCUCUGAGACCGGUGGAAAGACAGUUUUGAAGGCAUUGAAGGUGGCUAACAUCUCUUGCGUCGAAUUGGAAUUGUCUUUCUUUACCAGAGAUAUCCUUGAGGACGGUGUGCUCAAGGUGUGUUCCGACAACAACAUUCCAAUCAUUGCAUACUCUCCCGUUUGCCGUGGUAUGUUGACAGACUAUGCGGUGGAGCACGCUGACGAACUUUACGAGGCUACUAGGAAGGAUAUGAGAUCAUGGAUGGACAGAUUUAGCGAGGAAAAUUACAGAGCAAACAUUGCAGCCUGCAAAAAAUUGUAUGAUUUUGCUCAUGAUGUGAAAAAGACCUCUUUGGAAGCAUUGGCUUUGUCGUGGAUCUUGAAGGUUUCGGAAGCAAAGAACUUAUGGGGCAUCGAGAAGGUCUGUAAGAUUAUCCCAAUUCCCUCUGGCUCAACCAAAGAAAAGGCUGACAUGAACUUUGGUCACCUUGUGGAAAUCACCGAUGCUGAAUUCGAGGAGCUUGAGAAGAUCUACGAGAGCACCAGAUUGCAAGGUGGCCGUGCCAACGCUCACUUGAUCCUGAACAUGUUAGUUUAA
This is a messenger RNA of Meyerozyma guilliermondii ATCC 6260, 1026 nucleotides long. RefSeq names its product aldo/keto reductase family protein. The transcript has a single exon. Gene Ontology annotation, cellular component: cytoplasm. The coding region runs from base 1 to 1026 and encodes 341 amino acids. NCBI's taxonomy places the organism in Eukaryota, Fungi, Ascomycota, Pichiomycetes, Serinales, Debaryomycetaceae. The record is from RefSeq and is a predicted model, not a curated record.